Messenger RNA from Pimephales promelas (fathead minnow), 1289 nucleotides. NCBI's taxonomy places the organism in Eukaryota, Metazoa, Chordata, Actinopteri, Cypriniformes, Leuciscidae. The record is from RefSeq and is a predicted model, not a curated record.
CGAUUUUUUGCAGUAGAGAACCUCUGAUGAACACCACAUUACCAGACGCACCUUGGAUAUGUCAGGAAAGACUGUGGUAUUACGCUUGAGCAACAUGUUUGCCAGAUGGGGUUGUCCUGAUACCCUAAUUACUGACAAUGGUCCACAAUUCGUUGGUCAACAGUUUCAGGAUUUCACAACAGCUUACAAGUUUCACCACAUCACCACGAGUCCGCACUUUCCACAGUCAAAUGGUGAGGCUGAAAGAGCAGUGAGAACCGCAAAGCACAUUCUCAGGCAGGAAGAUCCUUUUCUAGCUCUUCUAGCUUACAGAGUUACUCCCAUACAAGUCACAGGAUACAGCCCUGCGCAAUUGAUGCUUGGGCGUCAGUUGAGAACACCGGUUCCUGUGCUGGAAAAGAAACUGAAGCCUAAGUGGCCUGAUUUUUCAAGGGUGAAAGAAACUGACAAGAUGGCGAAAGCUAAUUACAAGCUUUAUUAUGACAGACGUCAUGGUGUUCGACCGUUGCCUGAACUCAAACCUGGAGAUCCUGUUACAGUCAAAACGGAUAAUGAGAAAGGCUGGAACAAGACUGCUACGGUUGUAGGUAAACACACGACGCCAAGAUCGUACAUAAUUCGCACAGAGAAUGGAGACUUGAGAAGAAACAGAAAGCAUCUACGAGUUUUCAAUCCGUCUGCAUGCCAACGUGAUUCAAAUGAAGAGAAAAGUGUGGAUGAGCAAUUGGCGCAAGCUGAACAGUGUCCAAGUGAUCAAGAUCAGAACGCAGGACAAGAAAUUCCAGAACAGCCUAAAAAGGUUGUUACGCGUAAAGGAAGAGUUGUUAAACAGCCUGGACACUUGAAAGAUUUCAUAGUUAGUACAUAGAUUGCCAUGUGAGGCAGAAUAAUCCUCGGCUUCUAUGUGGGUGACCGGUAGUCUACCCGGAAUCCCUAGAUAGUCUUUUGUGAUUCAAAAGAAGAUCUAAGUUCUAAACAAUUGUUGAAUAAGAUGUUUAAAAUCAUAAGAAAGAAGACACUGAAAGAUGUUUGUUUAUCUUAUUGGUGUGUUAUUGUUGUGACAUUCUCACAUGUUAUGUUAUUACAGAAUAAUAUUUGAAAAGGGAAGAUGUAGUGAUAGCAUGAGGAUCUGUUAGGCUAUAUACGGUAAUCAAUACAGCAACGUAUACCCGUUUCUGGCAAGCGUAGUUAAUAGGAGAUAUACGGUAUGUGGUCAACACAUUGCAGUUCAUGGUGCCAGAAGUGGCAGUUGUUGUUAAUAAAGAACUAAGAAGAGAGCAACGCUUCCA